Molecule: messenger RNA, 1664 nt
Organism: Seriola dumerili (greater amberjack)
Lineage: Eukaryota; Metazoa; Chordata; Actinopteri; Carangiformes; Carangidae
Gene: khdrbs1b
Product: KH domain-containing, RNA-binding, signal transduction-associated protein 1-like
Exons: 9
Coding region: 319-1407 (362 amino acids)
Biological process (GO): regulation of alternative mRNA splicing, via spliceosome
Cellular component (GO): nucleus
Molecular function (GO): mRNA binding; poly(A) binding
Source: RefSeq, a predicted model, not a curated record
UCUGAGCUCACUUCCGUCGGCUUGAGUCGGAUCACUAUUCUCCAGUCUCUCACCGCUUUUGUUCUCCCAUUUCCAUCCAGGCAGCGCUGCUGAAAAGACGGAGCCAGCCGGUUGGGGAAGCCACAAACACGCAAAGUAGCGGACUCGUCUUUCGCAGAGACACCCGGUAGCCACAUGCAAAGCGCCGUCUGCACAGAGGAUACGCGGCACUCCGUAGUUACAUAACUGGACUACUUUUUUUUCUAUCAUUGUUGGGGGUUUUUUCACGCUUUUUUUUUUUUGUUGCACCGAAACUGACUCCCCCCCUCUAAACUCAAAAUGGAGAACGACGACAAAUACCUCCCCGAGCUGCUGGCGGAGAAGGACAGCCUGGACUCGUCGUUUACGCACGCCAUGAAACUUUUAAACGCAGAAAUUGAUAGAAUCCAGAAAGGCGAGACUAAAAAGGAGGCAGAAGCAUACCUGGACCUUUUCACAACAAAGAACAUCAAACUUAAGGAGCGAGUUCUCAUACCUGUCAAACAGUACCCGAAGUUCAAUUUCGUGGGGAAGAUUUUGGGACCUCAGGGCAAUACAAUCAAACGUCUUCAGGAAGAGACUGGAGCCAAGAUCUCUGUGCUCGGCAAGGGAUCCAUGAGAGACAAAGCCAAGGAGGAGGGGCUGAGGAAAGGCGGCGAGCCCAAGUACGCGCACUUGUCUAUGGAGCUGCACGUGUUCAUCGAGGUGUUUGCCCCCGUGCCCGAGGCCUACCUGCGCAUGGCCCACGCCAUGGAGGAGGUCAAGAAGUUCCUGUUUCCUGAUAUGAUGGAUGAUAUCUGCCAAGAGCAGUUCAUGGAGAUGAGCUACCUGAACGGAGGCCAGGAGCACGGAGCCCGAGGCCGAGGGGGCAUGCCGGUCAGGGGCCGCGGAGUCCCCCCUGCUGGAGCACACAGGGGAAGGGGGAUGCCUCCUCGCGGCGCUUCUGCCAGGGGAGGUGUGACUCGAGGCGGCCCAGGCAGGGGUGGCGCAGUGAGGGGUGCACCAGGAGGCCGAGGAGGACUCCCCGCAGCACCCUCCAGGGGAGCUGCGGCACCCCGCGCCAGGCCCCCAGCUGCCGGACCUCCACAGAGGAUGGCGCCUCCACCGCCCCACCAGCACACCCCUGCUACAGCCCCAGAGAGCUACGACGAAUAUGGCUACGAUGAGAGCUACACAGACGCGGCCUACGAGUCAUACGACAGCUAUUACAGUCAGCCGCAGGCAGAGCCAGAAUACUACGACUACGGACACGGAGAGACCACAGACUCAUAUGAGUCAUAUGGCCAGGAUGACUGGAACGGGACCCAGCAAUUAGGCCCAGGGAAGGCCCCUCCCCCCUCCAGAGGUGCCAAGACGCCUUACCGGGAGCACCCAUACCGACAGUACUGAAGCGGACUCGCCACCCUUAACGUGUCGCCCUGACUACCGCCUGUCUACCACGGCAGCUCUUGCUUUAAGCAGCCCGACAAAAGUAAUUGUCCGUUUUGUCUUUGGUUUGGUCUUUUCCUACACCGGACUUUAUACGAGAGAGCAAAUUCGGAACUGAAAAUCUGAACUGGUUUUUGAGAUUUGACCGCAAACCCCCCUCCCCCACCCCUACUUUGUUGCUCCAACCAACCAACCAACCAACCAACCACCCACCCACC